AUGGCACUGGCGGUGGAGGAAAGCGAAAGUAGAACUACUACUAGUACAACUACAAGCUUCAAUCAAAUUGCGCAGAUGAACAUGAUGAACGGAGAGUGUGAAUCCGGCUGCCAGCGGCCGCCGUUCGGGAAAAAGUGCCGUCACCUGUUGAAGAAGCAGAGGACUAAAUUCUACAUUCUCCGGCGCUGCAUAGCAAUGCUCCUCUGCUGGCACGAACGUAAUGACCCCUGA
Messenger RNA from Prunus armeniaca (apricot), 231 nucleotides. The record is from the annotation of a GenBank genome assembly. Lineage: Eukaryota; Viridiplantae; Streptophyta; Magnoliopsida; Rosales; Rosaceae.